Messenger RNA from Chironomus riparius, 3323 nucleotides. The record is from the annotation of a GenBank genome assembly. NCBI's taxonomy places the organism in Eukaryota, Metazoa, Arthropoda, Insecta, Diptera, Chironomidae.
AGGAAUUUUAACAAAACGUGUUCAAUUCAUCGAAAAGUAUCGAUUUUAUAGGAAAAAGUAGGUUUGAAUAUUUUUUCAAGUAUGGAAGUAGAAGAAGAAGCCGUCAAACGAACGAGUGUUGAAAAAAGAUCCAGCAGUGAGCGUCGGUUUAGUCGACGUCGUUCAAGAAGUAGAUCAAGGAAUCGAAGAUAUCAAAGAAGUGCAUCAAGAAGUCGUUCUCCUAGCCCAUUUAGGCGUUCUGGAUUUCGUGGUGGCAAUCGCAGGUUUAUAAGACGUUCGCCAUUUAGAGGUGGCAGGAACUUCCGUGAUCGUUUUAGAAGAAGUCGUAGCACGUCGAGGUCUCGAUUUGAACGCAAAGAUAGACGACGUUAUGAAGGAAGACGAGGAUCAAGAAGUGAAUCUCCGGAAAGGAUUGACAAUUAUCGUCAUCAACAGCAACAACAACAACAGCAGCAGCAACAACAACAAAUGAAUUAUCCUAACGACCCAUAUAGCUAUAUGCAAAAUGUAGUUCCUCCUCAAGCACCUAAUUUUGGUGCAAUGAAUCAAUUCAAUAGUUAUGAUUUUCAGACAAAUUAUCCUCCACCAGCUCCAAACUUUAAUAUUUCAUGUCCAGCACCUCCAGGUAUUCACGGUGAGACUUGGAUACAGCCUAGUAUGCCAUCAAAUAUGCCAAUUUCUGAAGAAUCGGAAGAGGAAAAAAAGAAGCGUGACGCUGCAAUUGCUGAAGAAAAGAAGAGACAACGUGAAGAUUUAAAACGACAGCUGGAUCAGUAUAUAAGCCGUGCUGAGAAAAUGAAGAGAGAGCUAAAAGUAUUAAAGGAUCAAAAGUCUGACUUAUUGGAUGGCUUAGGAAAACGAUCACCAUCGCCAAAAACCAAUGGAUUCAUCAAGGAAAAUGAAAAACUUCAGUCUCAAAUCUCAUCGAAAUUGGCCGAGAUACUUGAUGUCAUCGACAUGCUGAACAAAAUCAUCAAGAAGGAUUCAGAUGAGGAGGAAGCUAGCAAGAAAAAGCCUAGUAAGCGAUCUAGAAAAUCAGAAUCUGACGACUGUUCUCCUGAACGCAUUAAAAAUGAACUUUUGGAAAGCAUGAAAAGGAAAAAGCAGGAAGCAGAAGAAAAUAAAAAGGAUAAAAUUAAUUAUGUUUAUUAUGAUACAGAAAUUCAUUGGUGUAAACAUUGUCAAGUAUUUCCAAAAACAGCAAAGGAUUAUUUGAGUCAUUUACAUUCAAAAGAUCAUCUCGAUAAAAUCGCUAAUCGUAGCACAGAAGGUCCUUGGCGUGCCAGUUUUCAGAAAUUGAAUGAAGCUACUAAUCAUCCAGACGCACCUACUGAAAAAGUCCCAAUUAAAGGACUUCAAUUCUUCGAACCAUCAAUGGCUUGGUAUUGUAAACUUUGUGAACUUUUUAUGGGCGAUUCAUGGUGCGUUUCGUUGCAUUUGAAAAGUGACAUUCAUGCUCAACGAUAUAAUAAAUUGAUUGAACGAGAGCCUAAAUUUGAAGAAAAAUGGCUGGAAGCUCGUAACAAAGCUUAUGAGUUAUCAGGGGCAGUUGUCAACUCAGAUCCAGCAGCAAACAAUUCUAAUGACAAACAAAUUUCAGAAUCAAACAAUAGCAAAAAGGCGUCAGACAAAAAGAUUAAAAAGAAGAAAAAUAAAAAGGAUAGUAAAAAAAAGCGUAAACAUGGCAAAAAACGCAAACGUGGUUCCUCGUCAUCUUCCAGUGAUUCUGAGGAUAAUUCUGACUCAAGUUCAGGAUCUGACACUAGCUCAAAAAAGAUUGAAAGUGAUCAUGCUGAUAAAAAUUCAAUUAGAGUUGCAAUGAGAAAUAUUCUUAAUAAAGGUUCAGCAGCUGAAAAUGACGAAAAAUCUGGCAAAUGGACGAUGAUUCCGAUAGAUUCAAAUAAGCCACAAGUUCCACCGGCACCAACAAUUUCCGCGCAUGGUGCUAAAGAGAAUAAAAAGGAUGAACAAAUAAUUGGACAAUGGAGUACAGUUGAGCCAAUAAUUUCUCAAGAGGAAAAACGUUUAUUAGAGAAUUUAAAAGGACGUUUGAAGACAAAUCAAAAACAAGAAUCAACUGAAAAGGAUAAGCAACAAAUUGUCGAGAAGAAGGAUACAAUUAAAGAAAAAGAAAAGGAUAGAGAUCGCGAUAGAGAGAGAUUAAGAAGUCGUAGCAGGGACAGAAAUCGAAGUGAUAGGAAUUAUCGUGGUCGAAAAAGUCGUUCUCGAUCAAAAUCAAGGUCAAGGUCACCAAGAAAUCGAAAUAGAGAUCACAGAUAUCGACGUCGUUAUUCAAGAUCUAGAUCACCUAAACCAUCAAAAUAUGAGAAGUCAUCACUUAAUUUCCCUGCUGAACCUAAAUUACCACCAUUAAAGGACGAAAAGAAGCUACCAUCUCGUUCUUAUAAUUCUUCAACGAAAAAAGACGAUUCAUCGUCCUCAAGUGUUGCUAAUGCUUCAAAGAAAAUGCCAUUUAUUGGAAAGAUGCCUGUAUUUAAAAAGCAAAUGAUUGAGAAGAAAAUCGAAGACCAGCAAGAGCCAGAAAAGAAGGAAGAUAAAACUACUGACAAAGAAAAGUUUGAUGAAAAGGCAAAGAAUUCAAAUGAGAAAUGGGACGAUUUAAUGCCUGAUCCAUUACAGUUUUCUGCAAUGAUGAAUUCAGUUUCUAAUCAACAAUCUCAAAUUCAAGUACAACCGCCUAUGCGAAAUGAUGAAACGGAAGUUCCACCUGGAUUAGAUCCUGAUUCUGAUUAUCCAAAACCAAUUAGUGACGCGCCACCUUUAAAAACGGGUCCAUUACCAAAAGAUUUUCAAGAAACUUUAGAUUUAUUAUUUGAUGGUGAUUUGUGCAGGAAAGUCAUAGAAACUCCACCAAUUGAAGUUCCACAACCCGAAAUUCAGCCUAUAAUUCAGCCAACUGACGGUCCACAAAUGAUAUUGCCAGAAGAGCUCUCACAGCAUGCAAUUUUGUACGGUAAUUUCUUUCCACAAUCCACAAAUAUUCAGCCAGUUCCACCACCACCACCAAUGACUGAAAAAUUACCAGAAACUGAUGGUGAUCAAAAUGAAAGCAUAGAUAUGAUUGACGAAGAACCGACUGACAAGUUUGGAAAAAGUCAAGAAGACAUAGACGAUCUUGCAUUAUUGGGAAUCGACGUUAAUGAUGUAGGAAGUGGAUUGUGGUAAAUUGUUUAAAAAUCGUUUAGUCAGUAUCAGUAAGAGUGUUAUCAAUAAUUUUUGUUCUAAAGUCCUAUCCAAUUAAAUUUGCAAACUUAAUCACACAUUUUGACUCAAUAAAAACUCUUUUCAGUACAUCAAUAUAA